Molecule: messenger RNA, 2773 nt
Organism: Lytechinus variegatus (green sea urchin)
Lineage: Eukaryota; Metazoa; Echinodermata; Echinoidea; Temnopleuroida; Toxopneustidae
Product: aromatic-L-amino-acid decarboxylase-like
Exons: 9
Coding region: 1-1083 (360 amino acids)
Biological process (GO): serotonin biosynthetic process; catecholamine metabolic process; amino acid metabolic process
Molecular function (GO): pyridoxal phosphate binding; aromatic-L-amino-acid decarboxylase activity
Source: RefSeq, a predicted model, not a curated record
AUGCUGGGACUUCCUGAACAAUUUCUAUUCAGUUCAGGCAUAGGCAAUGGUGGAGGUGUUAUACAGGAGAGUGCGAGUGGCAGUUGUAUUUUGAUGCUUGUUGCUGCAAAGAGACGUGCCCUCGACAAACUGCGUCAGACAGAUAAAGAUUUAGAUCCAUAUGAUGUCUCGUCUAAGUUCGUUGCUUUAAUGAGUGACCAGGCUCAUUCUAGUAUCGAACGUUCUGGGUUUGUAGCUGGGAUUCGAACCCACAUCCUACCAACCGAUGAGACAGGAUCACUCAGAGCUCAGGCUCUUCUUGAUGGCAUAGCUAAAGUCAAAUCACUAAGAAGGAUACCCAUUUUUCUCGGUGUUACCCUAGGGUCGACAACAACUUUGGCUUUCGACGCUCUCGCAGAAUUGGCUCCUAUAUGUCAUGAUGAGGGAAUAUGGGUCCAUGUAGAUGCUGCCAUUGCUGGCUCUGCCUUUCUUUGUCCUGAAUUCAGAUAUCUGAUGGCUGGGAUUGAGCUUGCGGAUUCUUUCAACUGCGGACCGCAUAAGACAAUGUUAGUGACGAUGAGCUGUUCAGUUCUUUGGGUCAAAGACAGAACAACUGUUGAGAGCUCACUAGCCAUUGAUCCUCCGUACCUUGAUUAUCAUCUAGAAAAACCUCACGUGGAUUACAGGCACUGGAGUUUCAAUCUCACUCGUCCGCUUCGCUCACUCAAACUUUGGUUUGUUAUUCGACUGUUUGGUGUCCAAGGGCUACAAGACCACAUCAGGAAGCAAUCUCGGCUCGUUAAAGAGUUUGCACACCUGGUGAGCACCGAUGCUCGAUUUGAGCUUUGUGCAGAGGCAAUAUACAGCCAUGCGUGCUUCAGAUUAAAGAAUUCUGACAACGAAACAAAUCGACAUCUUCUGAACCAGAUUAACAUGACACGAAAAGUAGUCUUGACGGGAUCUGUGUUCAAGGGAAAAUAUAUUCUUCGUUUCGCUGUAUCCAGUCCCUUCACUGAAAGCAAGCAUGUAGAGUUUGCUUGGAAGAUAAUCACGGAAGCAGCGAAUGAACUCAAAGGAGCAGAUACUGACGGUCUAAAAGAUUGAGAAAUUCAAAACCAAUUGGUGAUAUUAAGUGAAAUACUGUAUAUUUGUGUGAUAAAUGUGACCGAAAACAUUUUGCAAAGUGUACUUUCCUGGACCAACGCAGAAUUUCUGUUGUCAUUUUACACAUUAUUAUCCUCGCCAAAGUUCCAUGUUAUUGAUAUAAGAAGAGGACAAAUGGAAUCAUAUAAGACAUGUUAUACUGGCAGAUAAAAUGAAAUGAAGAGGUGAGAAAGUAGAUCGUCGGAAGUAAAAGUAUUAUUUCUAAGAAAGGGUAUAGUCCUUAAUACUUCAUUCAUUUAUUAUUGGAAUGAAAUCUUAAAUUGUAAUAAAAUAUUGAUUACACACAUCUAAUUUAAACGUUUUUGGAGGUAAUAACUUUUAUAGGAACUGUCUUCAUGCAUUUUUAAAAUUUUAUUUAUUACCAGAUAUCACUGUCAGGUACAAGUACAAGGAAUAGUACAUCACAUAUAAACAAAAUAUUUGGUAAUUGCAUCUAACAUACUAGCAAAAUGCUAAUCGAGGUUAGCCCCAAAUAAUGUCAUUACCAUACUUUAAACAUUAAUUUUCACUAAAUCUCAAUAUUGUACAUAAAAUUCAGUACUAAUUCUACUUAUUACUAUUGCAGAAAAUUUCGAUAAUUUUUAGUGAACACAUUUACACUAUAUUUACAAGAAAAAAACAUCUUAAUUAUUCACAAAAUUAUUGUUGGAAUAAAAUUUUAGUUGUUUUUUUCGUACUGGAAUAUUAAUCACUAGUCAUUUCUAUAAAGUACCGAAGCGAUGACGUCAGUUGAAAUGGCGGCCUUGUUCUAAACAAAUGAACUCAGAGCGUGUUUCUCAUAGGAGAAAAUGGCCCGUAAUCGAAUUUCAUCGCAUGCAACAUCAGAAUGAUGGUAAUUUUUCCAAAUGCAGAUGUGUAUAGACGAUCGUCCACUGCGACUCUGUUUAUAGAACCCAGCCGAUUCGUUGUCAUGACAGUAGAGUCACACUUCGGAAUUUUAUACAGUAACUUUUUGAAUUAACACGAUUAAUAUGUUAAUACUACAUGCACUUAUCAUCGGAAUGAAAUUUUCAAUUGUGUGUAAUGAAAUAUUUGACUAUACACGUGUAUUUUAAACCUCUUUGGAGGCAAUACAGUAACUUUUUGAAAUUAAUAUGUUAAUACUUCACGCAUUUAUUAUUGGACUGAAAUUUUAAAUAUUGAGUACUGAAACAUAUUUAUUACGAACAGUAACUCUUUGAAUUAAGGUGUCGGAGUAAUACUAAUGUACAUAUAUUUCUAUUGGAAUGAAAUAUCAGAUUAUAAUGAAUAAUUGAUAAGUAGUCAUUUCUAGACUAGUACUCGUUUUUUUCUAAUAAAUUUCAAGUAUUUUUUUUUUCUUUUGUCCAAUGUAGGUUUUAUAAUGUGUAUUCUAUUUCCCUUAAUGUAACGGGUAUUCACUUUUACUGUAUAUAAUUCUUAUAAAUGUAGUAGUGGCUUUAUAUGUUUAAUACGGUAUUUUGAUGUUUAUUGUUCAUUGACUUUGUGAGCAAAGCAAAUUUCCAAUAUGGAUAAAUAAAGACGAACUUGAACUUAAACCAGAAAAGGUGAGAUGCUUGAGUAGUUAGAGAGAUUAGAGUAGACUGGUAUGAGUUGGCCCAUGGAGUUGUAGAGCAGGGGCGACUCGGAUACCAUGGAUACGACGGUUCGG